This is a messenger RNA of Mytilus trossulus (common blue mussel), 1185 nucleotides long. RefSeq names its product proteoglycan 4-like. The record is from RefSeq and is a predicted model, not a curated record. Lineage: Eukaryota; Metazoa; Mollusca; Bivalvia; Mytilida; Mytilidae. The transcript has 6 exons. Bases 1 to 1185 code for a protein of 394 amino acids.
AUGGUUAAUAUGUCUGACUCUGGGGAUAUGUAUGAGAUUUCUGCAUACGAAUAUGAAAGUGAGGAUUCUGAAUACGAAAGCGAAAGUCAGAUGUACAGACAUACGCAACGACAAGUGAUAACUGUGCCAGAAAAUUCUGCAUACGAAUAUGAAAGUGAGGAUUCUGAAUACGCAAGCAAAAGUGAGAUGUACAGACAUACGCAACGACAAGUGAUAACAGUGCUAGAACAAACAAGUAAAGAAGAUUACUCUGAAUACGACAGACCUACACAACAGCAAGUGAUAACUGCUUUACCAGAACAAGAAAGUGACGAAGAGAGCGAGGCUGAAAGAAAAAAAACGGUACCGCAGUCACAAACUAAAUCUAGUUUGAGUAAGAAAGUACAGGGUUCUGAUGACUUUGCAUGUUUCCCGAUCUUUUACAAUCUUCAAAGUGCUCCUUUAAUGUUUACAUUUGGAUCAAGUGAAACCAAAACGUUUGUCAACAAAAGAGGAGAAUUUACAGAUAUAUGUGAAGUUUGUAAAAUGCCAGUUGCCACUGCUGAAGCUAAUGCCUCAUCCCCACCGUCUAAAUCCUGUGAUAUACCUUCAAUGUGUCCGUUACCUGGUAAAACAUGUAGUGCGAAUGACGUUAUCCCAAAUAGUUCUGGAUGUCCAAAUCCUACACUAAUCACGGAAGAACUAACAUCAACUACUCCUGAACCAACAACAACCACACCAGAACCUUCAACAACUACUCCUGAACCAAGAACAACCAUUACUCCUGAAACAACAACCACCACGCCAGAACUAACAACCACGCCAGAACCUUCAACAACUACUCCUGAACCAACAACAACUACCCCUGAACCAACAACCACCACGCCAGAACCUUCAACAGCUACUUCUGAACCAACAACAACCACUACUCCUGAACCAACAACAACUACUCCUGAACCAACAACCACCACGCCAGAACCUUCAACAACUACUUCUGAACCAACAACAGCCACUACUGCUGAACCAACAACAACUACACCUAAAUUAACAACAACCACACCUGAACCAACAACUACGUCAGAACCAAUAACAACCACGCCUGAACUAACAACAACUACACAUGUGCCUACAACUACGUCUGAACCAAAAACAACGACUCAUGGUUAUCGCAGCCAUUGCAGAAAUAGAAAUCCCCGACGGCCUUAG